This is a messenger RNA of Dioscorea cayenensis subsp. rotundata (Guinea yam), 1214 nucleotides long. RefSeq names its product caffeic acid 3-O-methyltransferase-like. The transcript has 4 exons. Gene Ontology annotation, biological process: methylation. The coding region runs from base 74 to 1129 and encodes 351 amino acids. Gene Ontology annotation, molecular function: O-methyltransferase activity; protein dimerization activity; S-adenosylmethionine-dependent methyltransferase activity. NCBI's taxonomy places the organism in Eukaryota, Viridiplantae, Streptophyta, Magnoliopsida, Dioscoreales, Dioscoreaceae. The record is from RefSeq and is a predicted model, not a curated record.
AAACACAAGCCUCUCUACCCACAAACUCUCUCUUAUCUUGGGAAUAAAAAAAAACAUCUCCCGUGCAACACCAAUGGAGGACAUACUAGCAUUCGCCUACGCCAUGGACCUCGGCUGUGGCAUCGCGUUGCCAAUGACGCUGAGGGCCAUGAUCGAGCUGGACGUGCUCGAUAUCAUGGCGGAAGCCGGGCCGGACGCGCGGCUCUGGCCGGAAGAGAUCGCGUCGAAGAUUCAAACCAGCAACCCGGAUGCCCAUGAGGUGCUAGACAGAAUGCUUCGGUUCUUGGCGGCGCACAAAGUGGUGACUUGCGAGGUGGUGGUGGGAGAAGAUGGAAAGAGCAAGAGGCGCUAUGGAUUGGGCCCGGUUUGCAAGUACUUCACUAAGAAUAAGGGUGAUGGAUCUGUGGCUCCAAUGGUGCUCAAGAAUCAACACCCUAUCUUCGUCGAGGCAUGGGCAAAUAUCAAGCAUGCAGUGUUAGAUGGAAGUGUACCAUUUAUUAAGACACAUGGAAUGAACAUGUUUGAGCGUGCUGACAAAGAUAUUAUUUUCAAUGAGAUUUUCAACAAAGCCAUGUUCAACCAGACCGCCAUCCUCAUGAAAAAGGUGCUUGAAAACUACAAGGGAUUUGAGAAGAUCAAUGUGCUUGUGGAUGUGGGUGGUGGCCAUGGUGCCACUUUGGGUAUCAUCCUCUCUAAGUACCAGGACAUCAAAGCCAUCAACUUUGAUUUACCUCAUGUGGUUGCUCAAGCAAAACCCAUUCAAGGAGUGGAGUUUGUAGGAGGAGACAUGUUUGUAAGUGUACCGAGUGGUGGUGAUGCCAUCUUCAUGAAGUGGAUACUACAUGAUUGGAGUGAUGCACACUGUGUGAAGGUAUUGAAAAAUUGUUGGAAGGCAUUGCCAGCUAAUGGAAAGGUUAUUGUUGUAGAACUUGUUCUUCCAGAAACACUUGAAGAGGCUAAUGGCGUAAGCACUGGUUUUCUUGCCGAUGUGAUGAUGUUGGCCUAUUGUGUUGGAGGGAAAGAGAGGACUGAGAAAGAGUAUCAAAUUCUUGCUAAAGAAAGUGGGUUUUCAAAGUUCAAAGUUGCGUGUAAUCUUUAUAAUUUUGCUGUCAUGGAAUUCUACAAGUAGAUGUGUGUAAGUGACAACACAUCACAACUUUUCUGUAGUUUUUCUGAUCCAUUUUCAUUUUGCACUUGUUUUUCAAUAAAGAUAA